CAAGGACAAGGAAGCAGCUACUGGACCCAAGAAGGGCCAGUGCUAGGUGCUAGGGAGACAGAGGUGAAGAACCUGCCCUCUAGCAGCUGACAGUCUGGCAAAAAAAUAAGACAGAAUAAAAUAGACCCUGAUUUUGGAACCUGAAGACCAAAGUGCAAGAUUAGCUCUGCUACUGCCAUCUGUGGACCCUUGGGCAGGUAUCUCUGGGCCUUCACUUACUCUUUGUGAAAUGAGGACAGGGGCAAUCCCUACCCUACCAAGUCAUUGGGAGUGAGGACAGGAUGACACAGUGAUUGUGACAAGAUUUUGUCAAUCGCACCAGCAUUAAGGGUGCCCAUCUCCAGGUUCCCCCAGGCCUCAAGGCUCCCAAGGCCUGAGUGGGCGGGUAGCACCCAGGUAUAGACCUUCCACGUGCAGUAUCCAGGACACAGCCAGCAUGAACUGGGCAUUUCUGCAGGGCCUCCUGAGUGGCGUGAACAAGUACUCCACAGCGCUGAGCCGCAUCUGGCUGUCUGUGGUGUUCAUCUUUCGCGUGCUGGUGUACGUGGUGGCAGCGGAGGAGGUGUGGGACGAUGAGCAGAAGGACUUUGUCUGCAACACCAAGCAGCCCGGCUGCCCCAACGUCUGCUAUGACGAGUUCUUCCCCGUGUCCCACGUGCGCCUCUGGGCCCUGCAGCUCAUCCUGGUCACGUGCCCCUCACUGCUCGUGGUCAUGCACGUGGCCUACCGCGAGGAACGCGAGCGCAAGCACCACCUGAAACACGGGCCCAAUGCCCCGUCCCUGUACGACAACCCGAGCAAGAAGCGGGGCGGGCUGUGGUGGACGUACUUGCUGAGCCUCAUCUUCAAGGCCGCCGUGGACGCCGGCUUCCUCUAUAUCUUCCACCGCCUCUACAAGGAUUACGACAUGCCCCGCGUGGUGGCCUGCUCCGUAGAGCCUUGCCCCCACACUGUGGACUGUUACAUCUCCCGGCCCACAGAGAAGAAGGUCUUCACCUACUUCAUGGUGACCACAGCUGCCAUCUGCAUCCUGCUCAACCUCAGUGAAGUCUUCUACCUGGUGGGCAAGAGGUGCAUGGAGAUCUUCGGCCCCAGGCACCGGCGGUCUCGGCGCCGGGAACGCCUACCCGAUGAGUGCCCACCAUAUAUCCUCUCCCAGGGAGGGCACCCUGAGGAUGGGAACUCUGUCCUAAUGAAGGCUGGGUCGGCCCCAGUGGAUGCAGGUGGGUAUCCAUAACCUGCGAGAUCAGCAGAUAAGAUCACCAGGUCCCCCCCACCUGAGGCCACCCAGGAAAACAGGCAGGGGCAGUGGCAUCCUUCCGUAGCAGGGUGGUGAGGAGGGUGGCUGUGGGGGCUCAGGAAGCUCGCCCAGGGGCCAAUGUGGGAGGUUGGGGGUAGUUUGGUCCCCGGGUCCUGAGCCUCAGGGGAGGGAGGUUGAUGGCUAGUGGGGAUUUUGUAUAUAGCAACAGUGUAUGUCAAACCUCUUAAUAAAUAUGAUUUUCCCAGUACUUUGCAGACCAGGUGGGGAGUGGCCGAUAGGAAAACGGGUGGCGGGGGGGAUUAGGUGGACCUCAGAGAGGAUGCCGAGACUACUCAGUGAGCACCUGAGCACCGGAACCUCAGAUCCAGGCUCACCGAUCAGCCCCCGACACACACAGAGUGUGCACCCAGGACAUGGUGGGCUGCGCCUAAAGGCAGAGGCUACUCCAGGGGCCUCUGGGUUCUGCAACCAGCUGGCCAAAGCAGGAGGAGAGGAAUCCCAGGAGACCCUGUGCCCAGCAGGAGUCGGUUCUCAGUGAGUGUCCAUCACAGGAAUGAGCAUGGGUAGGGCCUCCCUAGCCCUGCCCAGCACAGGUCCCGGAUAAGUGAGUCCCCUCUGACGGUGGGA
Messenger RNA from Pongo pygmaeus (Bornean orangutan), 1888 nucleotides. RefSeq names its product gap junction protein beta 4 (gene GJB4). The record is from RefSeq and is a predicted model, not a curated record. Gene Ontology annotation, cellular component: connexin complex. Gene Ontology annotation, biological process: cell-cell signaling. The transcript is spliced from 3 exons. Gene Ontology annotation, molecular function: gap junction channel activity. Bases 437 to 1237 code for a protein of 266 amino acids. Lineage: Eukaryota; Metazoa; Chordata; Mammalia; Primates; Hominidae.